Messenger RNA from Notolabrus celidotus (New Zealand spotty), 2463 nucleotides. RefSeq names its product GTP binding protein 3, mitochondrial (gene gtpbp3). The record is from RefSeq and is a predicted model, not a curated record. Lineage: Eukaryota; Metazoa; Chordata; Actinopteri; Labriformes; Labridae. Gene Ontology annotation, molecular function: protein binding; GTPase activity; GTP binding. Gene Ontology annotation, cellular component: mitochondrion; cytoplasm. Gene Ontology annotation, biological process: tRNA methylation; tRNA wobble uridine modification.
AAACAAACAACAGUCAUCGUGGUAAAUGUGAAUGCUGUGGAGUUUAUGGAGUGACCUCUCAGAAGAAAUUGAACAUUACGAGGAUAUAAUUCUCUGUUUGCUAGCAACAACAUGUCAUUACAAUAUUAAGUUAGCUUGGUAUGAGGCAAACAUGAUGAUUUUGUUAAGGACAGAUCAUGUUAUAGAGUGUCAUCUAUAACAUCUGGUGUUGGCUCCUUAUAAUAAUGCUACCAUCGGUUUAUAAUGGGAUAUGGAGAGCUGCUGUCCACACACUGAGGACAAGAAGAUCCCGGCCUUGCAGAUUCCUGUCCACCUUCGAUGGACCCCCAGCCGGCCUGGCUGAUGCUGACACCAUCUUUGCUUUAUCUUCAGGCCACGGCAGGUGUGGGGUGGCCGUGGUGCGAGUCAGUGGUCCGGACUGUACUACAGCUCUGAGGUGUAUGACCGGGCUCACACGUGGUCUGCCUCCUCCACGCACCGCCCUGUUACGCAGCAUCACAGACCCCAAGUCCAUGGAAGUGCUGGACCGUGGACUUGUCCUCUGGUUCCCAGCUCCUCACAGCUUCACAGGAGAAGACAGCGUGGAGUUCCACAUCCAUGGCGGUCCAGCUGUUAUCACGUCGGUCCUACAGGCUCUAGGAAGCGUGCCUGGCAUGAGGCCUGCUGAAGCCGGAGAGUUCACGCGGAGAGCCUUUCAAGCAGGGAAGCUGGGUUUAACAGAGGUGGAGGGGCUCGGGGAUCUGAUCCAUGCUGAGACGGAGGCCCAGAGGAGACAAGCGCUCAGGCAGAUGUCUGGAGAGCUGGGGCGUCUUUAUCAGGACUGGAGCCGCAGACUCAAACGAUGUCUGGCUCAUGUUGAGGCCUUCAUAGACUUCAGCGAGGAUGAGCUCAUUGAGGACGGGGUCUUAACCCGAGUGGACCGAUCAGUGUGUGAUCUGCAGGCAGAGAUGGAGCGACACCUGAGGGAUGAGAGGAGAGGCGAACGACUGCGCAGCGGAGUCCAGGUGGUGAUCGCAGGAGCCACCAACGCAGGGAAAAGCAGCCUCCUUAACACACUCUGCCAGAGACCUGCAGCCAUCGUGUCUCCCAUCGCUGGCACCACCAGGGACGUCGUAGAGACGGCGCUGGACAUCGGUGGAUUCCCCGUCCUCUUGAGUGACACAGCCGGCCUCAGGGACAGCCUGGACCUGGUGGAGAGGGAGGGGAUCCGCAGAGCUCUGGAACGAGUGGAGCAGGCCGAUCUGACCCUGGUGGUUGUGGACUCUUCUAAUCUCCCUGCUGACACAAAACAAGCUGCAGCCUUCCUUCAGGGACACCUCAGGACCGUCCUGCCCGCCCAGGAGCACCCAGAGACAGAAUCCCCCACAGACCGGUUCCUCCUGGUGCUGAAUAAAGCGGACCUGCUGUCUGAGGAGCAGAGGCAGAAGCUGGACACAGAGCUGAGGCGGGUCUCUGGACUCCCCCCUGUGAGUCUGAUCUCCUGCCACAGCGAUGAAGGACUGCAGGACUUCCUCACAGUGCUGCACGGCAGCGUUAAGACUCUGUGUGGUGACCCUCUGUCUGGUGCCCCCACCCUGACCCAGGCCCGCCACAGAGCCCACCUGCAGCAGUGUUGUGCAGCGCUGGCUCAGUACCAUCAGUACCGUGACACUGACCUCGCUCUGGCAGCAGAGGGGGUCCGGUUGGCUCUCACCAGCCUUGGCCGGAUCACUGGACGGGUCGGGGCGGAGGAGAUCCUGGAUAUCAUCUUCAGAGACUUCUGCAUUGGGAAAUAGACGGAUGAUCUGUAUCAAAAACAAGAAAUACCAGUCGUAUUCCUCUGUUUGUGUCUGUGAGAAGGCGGCAUUCUUGUUUGGUCCCUGAGCAUCCAUCAAGAAGUGGGCCAAAGGCCUCGGCAUGGUGCCAGUCUUCAGACAGAAUGGAGUUCAUGUUCUUGGCUGCAGGAUCAGCCUGCUCCAGAGACACACAAAUGUUUUUCUGUUGAUGCCGUUUAACAGACUGGAAUAGUUUCAGAGUGAUGAAAGGCGUCUCAGAGGCCUCGUGUGCCGGACCAGUGUUUGGUGUAAUUUCAUAAAUAGUGCUUGAAAGCCUUUGAUAGGUGAAGAUUGAGCUCUCGGGACACAACAUAGCAGACAAGAUCAUUUAAACGUGAGCCAGCUGGAGGCAUCUGCAAGGUCAGGGACUCGGUGUGUGGCUGUUUACUGUAAUGCAGGACAAUGUAGGACAAUCUCUGAGGCGGGGGCAUCGCUUCAGUUGAGCUGCACUCAUCCUCAAUCCUCUGACACUUAAAAAGUAACUGUUGUGUAUUUUGCAGAUACUGUAUAUCUCUGCUGUGAAUGCUUGUAUGUGUAGACACAGGCUGUCAUCAGCAAAACACUAACCUUUGAUCAUGAGUCGUUUGCCUGAAGGACUGUUUAGAAUGUGCACGGUUAUUUCAUGAAUAAUAAAAACAUGUCACAUGAA